This is a messenger RNA of Drosophila obscura, 6574 nucleotides long. It is a transcript of the gene Lrp4, whose product is annotated as low-density lipoprotein receptor-related protein 4. Gene Ontology annotation, molecular function: calcium ion binding; protein binding. Bases 400 to 6459 code for a protein of 2019 amino acids. The record is from RefSeq and is a predicted model, not a curated record. Lineage: Eukaryota; Metazoa; Arthropoda; Insecta; Diptera; Drosophilidae. The transcript has 14 exons.
UUUACAUUUGUCAUUUUACUGAGCACGACGGAACAAGCUCUGUGCUUUAUCCCGUUGCGUGUGCCAAACAAAAGAUUCCUAACUAUACAGCAUACCUACAAUCCGAAUAACCUACUAGCAUGGACAUAAAUAUGUACAUAUUUAAAAUUUCGAGCGGGGUGUAAAUAAAUGUGGAAUAAAAGGCAAAAUGAAUAAGAACUUUAUGUAGCACAUGAAAGUAUCUAAUAUAUCAAUGUUACACCUACUCAUUAAAUAAGUGAAGUGAAGUAUUCAGUACACAAGUCCAGCUACGUAGCACGCAAGCGCUGAAUAGCGCUACAACACUUAACCGUCAAGAAAGCUCGAAUACCGAACAACGGCUUGCCCGGGAGUGUCCGAUUCUUUGUAUGGUGCGUGGCAAUGUAUUGGAUACCCUUUCUAUUUCGCUCAUUGGGUUGCUUUGUAUGGUUGUGUUUUGCAUUUGCGUAUUCAACAAAAUUUGGCUCUGAGCAAUAUGAGCAUAGUUCAAACAAUAGUGGCAGUACCCAUGGCGAUGUAAAUUUAGGCACGGUUCCAAUAAAUACGUCCGGGCGUCAAGAUUUGUUAAAGCAGACGCAACUGCGUUUGAGAAGCAACACAGCUUAUCUAGAAAACGAUGAGGAAUUUGAUGAAAAUAAGUUGGCAAAGAAUUUCCCUAAAAAUGGGGAGAAAUUUAGCUCCAUGCCUGACUACCCACCAUAUCAAAAUCGAAAAGAUUACAACAAGAAAAUCGAAAAUGAUGGCACAGGAGUUUAUGAUCCCGUAUUUACCAUGGAAACCAUAGUCCCAUAUAAAACAGGUAGUUCAGACAAUUCCAACACAGGCGAUAUUCCAAAGUUUCGCAACAUUGGUGCGCAAAAAAGUCGGACUGAAGUAAUUGGCCAACGAGAAGGUGAUCGCAAAGUCAAUUCACGUGGACGUGAAGGCUUUAUAGGUGGACCCAAUAAUAAACAAAAACCUUUUCGGGUAAAUCUGGCAGUGCUUGUCCAGGAUGAUCCCAGUCAACUGAGCGAAACCGUUACCAGCUGCCAGAAUCACAGUGAUGGGUCUGGCGAAAAUACCUGUAAAAAUAUUGAAGAUAUGGUCCCCAAACUGCAGAUGGACUGCGAAAAAAGUGGCGUACACGUUUUGUGUCCGAAAACUUUUCGAUGUAUCUUUAAGUACUGGCUUUGUGAUGGCGACGAUGAUUGUGGUGAUUACUCGGAUGAAACACAUUGCGGAGCAUACACUAACUGUACGGAUGAUCAAUUUCAGUGUCAAAACGGCUUUUGCAUUCCACGAACGUGGCUGUGCGAUGGUGAAAAUGACUGCAAGGACUUUUCAGACGAAACGCACUGUAAUCGAUCUAGAUGUACUGAAGAGCAUUUUACUUGCAAUGACGGAUAUUGCAUUUCAUUGGCGUUUCGGUGUGAUGGUGAGCGCGAUUGCAAUGAUAACUCAGACGAGUUUAAAUGUGCAGCAGUUAUAAACAUCUGCCCUGAAGGCGAAUUUAAGUGUCGCGGUGGUUUGGCUGGCGCUGGAGGCCCUAGCGGACAAUGUAUACUCAAUCGUUUUCGCUGUGAUGGUGAUAAUGAUUGUGGCGACUGGAGUGAUGAAGAAAAUUGCCCACAAAAACCAUCGUUGUGUACAUCAAAUGAGUACAAAUGCUCAGAUGGAACGUGCAUUCCAAAACGCUGGAAAUGUGAUAAAGAGCAGGACUGUGAUGGUGGUGAAGAUGAAAAUGACUGUGGGAUAGUGGAGCAUCCACUAACUUGCGGAUCUGACGAGUUCUCCUGCAACAAUGGACGCUGCAUUUUGCGAACCUGGCUGUGUGAUGGAUAUGCAGACUGUUCUUCAGCUGAAGAUGAGGUCGACUGCCACCUACAGUGCGACCCUGGUCAAUUUUUGUGCCCUACAAAGCAAAACGUCACCAACCUAAAGAUAUGCGUGCAUCAGAAACACAUAUGCGAUGGUCAUAGCGACUGCCCUUCUGGUGAAGAUGAAGUGAACUGUCCUGAGGAGCAAAGCUGCUUUGAACCUAAACCGUGUGAACAACUUUGUAUAAAAACCAAAAACGGUUCUAAUGAGUGUGCCUGUCGGCUUGGUUACAUUAUGGAUAAAAAUAGAGUGAACUGCACCGAUAUAGAUGAGUGCCAGUACCUGACUAGUCCUGUCUGCUCUCAAAAAUGCCAAAAUACACUAGGCUCAUUUAUAUGCUCAUGUGAAAUGGGUUACAUUCUUCGACCAGAUUUGAGAUCUUGUAAAGCGUUAGGUGGCGCCAUGACUCUGUUGGUAGCCAAUCGUUGGGAUAUACGACGUGUUACGCUAAGCAAUAACCGUUAUACAGCUGUAGUUAAGGGAUUACACAAUGCGAUUGCACUAGAUUUUCACUAUCGCAAGGGUCUGAUGUUUUGGUCGGAUGUGUCUACAGAUGUCAUAAAAAUGGUAUACAUGAACGGAACAAGAGUUCGCGACGUAAUUAAAUGGGGCUUAGAGUCCCCUGGCGGAAUAGCUGUAGACUGGAUUCAUGACUUACUAUUUUGGACUGAUUCAGGUACUCGACGUGUCGAAGUAUCGAAUUUUCAAGGCAACUUACGCACCGUAAUCGCUUCAAAUGAUUUGGAUAAGCCUCGUGCCAUUGUAAUCCAUCCAGGCGAGGCGUUAGCAUUCUGGAGUGACUGGGGACCGAAUCCAAAAAUUGAGCGCGCUAAUAUGGAUGGAUCACAAAGACAAGUGAUUGUAUCAAAAGGUGUAACUUGGCCAAAUGGUCUAGCAAUAGACUACCCGAAUCGAAAAAUGUAUUGGGCUGACGCAAAGCAACAUGCUAUAGAAUGCUCAAAUCUAGAUGGCACUGAUCGCACUAAAAUUCUUAGCACCCAUCUACCACACCCGUUUGCUUUGACUAUCUUCGAAGACACCAUGUACUGGACAGACUGGAACACAAAGACAGUAUCUGCAGCUAACAAAAUAACUGGAAAUGAGUUUAGAGCAGUUCAUGAAAAUUUUCAUUUUCCCAUGGAUAUUCAUGCCUAUCACCCUGCGCGUCAACCUGAAUACCCUGACCGUUGCCAAAAAGACCGAAGAGGAUUGCGUGGUGGCUGUUCUCAUUUGUGUUUGCCAAACAAAACGUCACGCCGGUGUGUUUGUCCCAUUGGUCUUUCAUUGAAGGAUGAUGGCAAGACUUGCAAAAGUACAGCAGAUAAAUUGGUACUGGUAGCACGCCGUAAGGAUAUACGUUUAAGACAACUUAAAAACAAUCAAGCAGAGCCAAGCGAGGUAGAUAUGAUUGUUCCACUGGACAACCUUAAGCACGCCGUUGCACUAGAUUGGUGCAGUGAUACAGACUUCAUUUAUUGGACGGAUGUAGAGCGUAGUACAAUUAAUAAAGCACAUAUAAACGGCAGCUACCAACAGCGUGUGGUGCAUUCGAACUUAGUUUCCCCUGUAGGAUUAGCCUUAGAUUGGAUUACUGAUAAACUUUAUUGGACAGACCCAUCAACUAAUCGUAUUGAAGUUGCUACAACAAAUGGGAAAAUGCGGACUUUGCUCAUAUGGGAAAAAUUGUACAAGCCCAGAGAUAUUGUCGUCAAUCCCAUAGAUGGCCUUAUGUUUUGGUCCGAUUGGGGAGAAGAGCCAAUGAUUGAACGUUCGAAUAUGGAUGGUCAUGAUCGCGUUAUUAUAUCUUCAAAAAGACUUAUUUAUCCGAAUGGAUUAGCCAUUGACUUCGAUAAAAGUAAAUUGUAUUUCGUUGAUGGCGGAACGAAGACUUUGGAGUAUAUGAAUUUCAAUGGCAGCGACCGUCGAGUAGUUAUAAAUGGACUCAAACAUCCGUUUGGACUAGAUGUGAGUGAUGGCCGUGUGUACUGGACCGAUUGGGAUACUAAAUCUGUAAUGAGUGCGGAUAAACUGACCGGAAAAGAUAGCAGCAUAAUAAUCGCAAAUACCAGUGAUCUAAUGGACGUACGUGUUUUUCAUCGCACUCGAAGGCGGGCAUUUAAUGCUUGUGACAAAGAUAAUGGUGGCUGUUCGCACUUAUGUCUACUGAAUCCGACAAACUACACUUGUGCUUGUGCUGUUGGAGUUCAGCUUAAGGAAGAUAAGCGAACAUGUUCCGAAGGUCCUACCAAAUACAUCAUUUUUGCUCAUAGAAUUGAUAUCCGGCAAAUAUCCUUAGACUUUGACCACUUGAUUGACGUGGUUCUGCCUCUUCCCCCAAUAUCCAAUGCGGUUGCUUUGGAUGUUGACAGAGAUACGGGAAACAUUUUUUGGUCUGACACUAUCGAGAAUGUCAUAAUGUGUUCAAGUCCCGAUGGCCUGCACGUUCAUAAAGUGGUUGGAGACAGCUUGGAUAAUCCUGAUGGCUUAGUGGUUGAUUCUGUUGGUCGUACAAUUUAUUGGGCCGAUGCAGGACGCCACACUAUCGAAGUGGCAAGUCUUGAUGGCAGUAACCGGCAUAUUAUAGCCUACAAGGAUCUCGAGUCUCCACGAGGUCUCGCUCUUGAUUAUGAAGCUGGUCUCUUAUUUUGGACUGAUUGGGGGCAUUAUCGUAAGAUCGAGCGAUCUCAUUUAGAUGGUAAUGAACGAUCACGAAUUGUUACUGCCAACCUCGGAUGGCCAAAUGGCCUAUCCCUUGAUUUAAAAAGCAAGCGCAUUUACUGGGUGGAUGCCCGUCUCAAGACUAUUGACUCCUGUGACUACACAGGGAACCAGCGCAAGCUAAUUAUGUCCUCCUUACACCAUCCUUAUGCAUUGGCUCUCACUGAAGAACACAUUUAUUGGACAGACUGGAAGUCAAAAGCUUUACACAUGACUGAAAGGCGAAACAUAACCGCAAAGCAUGAUGUAAUGAAUAACAUUGAUGGACUUAUGGAUAUUAAAGUAAUUUACAAGCAUCAACCUAUGACAAAAAACGUGUGUGGACUCAAUAAUGGUGGAUGUUCGCACCUUUGUUUACGAAGUCCAUCAAGCUACACGUGUCAAUGCCCCAUUGGAUUGCGGUUGCAAGAAAACAGUACAAAACAGUGUCAGAGUCUUCCUGACGACUACCUCCUCAUAGCGCUGCGUUCUGGAAUUGGAAUGAUUUCAUUAAACACUGGGGACUACAUGGACGUGGUAUUGCCUAUAAAUGGAGUGCAUGGAGCUGUUGUCCUCGAUUACCUCUACCGGAAAAAUUUUCUUUUCUUUGCCGAUGUGAAUUUAGACGUUAUACGGAGAGUUAAUCUGUUAAACUUUACUGAUAGUAAGGUUAUAGUGAGCACAGACGUUCUAACACCCAAUGGUAUAGCUGUUGACUGGAUUGCUGAAAAUCUAUACUGGUCCGAUACUGAUCGUAAGCUGAUCGAAGUUGCACGGAUUGAUGGCAGCUGCCGUAAAAGAAUAAUCGAAGAUGACCUGGGUGAUCCGCGGUCACUCAUUGUCCAUCCGAAAAAAGCCUUUCUGUUUUGGACAGAUUGGAGCUCACCUGCUAAAAUUGAACGGAGCUACUUAGAUGGUACCAACCGUACGGUAAUUGUGACUUCCGGAAUUGGCUUUCCAACAGGCCUUACAAUUGAUUUUGAAAACCGUCGUCUUCUUUGGGCUGACGCUUUGGAAGACAAUAUUGGCCAAGUUGACUUUAAUGGCAAGCGCCGUCAGACUAUUGUACAGUACGCACCGCACCCAUUUGGUUUAACCAUGUUUGACGGUAAUAUCUUUUGGACGGAUUGGUACAAUAAGUCGGUGUACCGUUCACAGAGUGUACCACGGAGCGGCUACAUUAAAGUGCGUGAUGGUCUAAGUGGUGCAUUGGACAUACGCGCCGUCUCUUUGCACCGCCAGGGUAAAAGUUGGAAUCACUGUGCUCAGGAAAAUGGUGGUUGUUCGCAUCUAUGUUUAUAUCGAGCAGUUGAUUAUGUUUGCGCCUGCCCCGACCGGUCCGAUCCAAAUGAACCCGUAUGUUCCACCAGGCCAAAGGUGUUGUUUCAUGCACGAUUGGAUAACGAUCAACAGUCUGAAUACUCAGAGGAACUCACCGAUGAUUCUCCGCCAAAACAGUUUGGUGACUUAAAUACGGAAGAUGAACAAGAUAACAAUCGUAAAAUUGAUAGCGAGCGGGAGUUCCUUGUUCUCGUUGCGCUAGGAGUGGUCAUUAUUAUGGUUGUUAUAAUAAUACUUAUAAUUUUCAUGCUUGCUUUCAACACAAACCGGAAAAAAAAGAAGCGUAACACUCGCGGUUCUAGUAGAUCUGUACUAACAUUUUCAAAUCCGAAUUACAACGUCGAUGGUACACCAAUGGAACCAAAAACGAAUAUUUGGAAAAGAUUUAAAUACGAUAAAUCUAAUCAGGAACGCGCCGGGGUUUAUGAAGAGCGAAGCUUGACAACAGAAACUGCAUCUUCUAGCCUAUUCGUUCCGACACCAUCGCCGAUGGCGUCACCGUCAACAAAAACAAUCCAACUGACAACGCUCUCGACUAUCACUUAAAUUGCGAAAAGUACGAAUGGCUUUAUAUAAGCAAGUCACAUAACAUAUAUAUAAAAAACUGUCUUAUAACCAUGCAAAUCUGUAAAAAUUAACAUAAAUAUGAAUCGCCAGCUCC